This is a messenger RNA of Colletotrichum godetiae, 672 nucleotides long. RefSeq lists its product as uncharacterized. NCBI's taxonomy places the organism in Eukaryota, Fungi, Ascomycota, Sordariomycetes, Glomerellales, Glomerellaceae. The transcript has a single exon. The coding region runs from base 1 to 672 and encodes 223 amino acids. The record is from RefSeq and is a predicted model, not a curated record.
AUGCGUUACGCUGUUGCUGCCCUCGCCCUCGCCGGUGCCGUCAUGGCCACCGAAGAGCCCGCCUCCACCGUCUUCUCCACCAAGUACUUCACCAUCACCUCCUGCGCUCCCGAGGUCACCAACUGCCCUGCCCGCAGCACCGUUGUCUCCUCCAGCGUCGAGGCCUUGACCACCUCUACCAUCUACACCACCAAGGUUAGCACCGUUACCUCCUGCGCCCCCGAGAUCACCAACUGCCCGGCCCACUCGACCGUUGUUGUUACCAAGACCGAGGCCAUCUCAACCACUGUUUGCCCUGUUACUGAGACCGGAGUCAAGCCCAGCGCCACCGCCCCCGUCGUCGUUGUUCCUCCCCCCUCCGGCGGCAACGGCACCGUCCCCGCCGUUCCCAGCAAGUCCGAGGCUGUUCCCCCCGCCAAGCCCACCACCGAGAGCGGUGCUAAGCCCGUCCCCGUCACCACCGGCGGCGUUGCUCCCUCCGUCUCUGUCCCCGCCACCCUGGCCACCAGUGCUGCUGCCACCUGCGGUGGUGUCUCCGUCAAGACCAUCUCUACCAGCGUCACCACCGUCAUCCCCACCGUCAUCUACGAGACUGUCCAGGUCCCUUGCCCUACCCCCAGCAAGCCCUCUGCCACUAUCCCUGGUGUCCCUACCGGUGGCAACGGAACGUGA